This is a messenger RNA of Drosophila serrata, 2159 nucleotides long. It is a transcript of the gene vex, whose product is annotated as somatomedin B and thrombospondin type 1 domain containing protein vexed. The record is from RefSeq and is a predicted model, not a curated record. NCBI's taxonomy places the organism in Eukaryota, Metazoa, Arthropoda, Insecta, Diptera, Drosophilidae.
UCCGUAGCGCGCGCAUCGUGGUGAAAGCGAAGUGGAACAUAGGCGUCGUAGUAAAAGCCAAGUGAAACGUAACCGUGUGACCGCGACGUAACGAGAGAACGGACAAAUCCGCAGACUAGAUUCGAUAUUCGAUAGCGUUAAUCGGUAGCGACAAUGUCGGAAGCAAAGACGAAGCCCAUGCUCCUGCUCCUGCUGGCCAUUGUCCUGCCCGGCCAGCGGUUGACCUUUGUGGCCGGCGGCUCCUGUCGCGAGGCUCAGCUGUGCUGCAAUGGCCGCGACUCGUCCUGCGUGGUCCAGAAGGCACCAAUAAAUGCCAUCAUCGAGGAUCUCAGCGAUAAGCCCUGCUACUGCGAUCAUGCCUGCCUCAAGCUGGGCGACUGCUGCGAUGACUUCAAGGAUCAUUGUGGAGUGCUGGACUGCCAGGUGGGCGACUGGGGACCCUGGAGCGAAUGCGACAAGAGCUGCGGCACUGGCAUGAUGACCCGCAACCGGCAGAUCCUGCAGGCGGCCCAAAAUGGUGGCAAGCACUGCCCCACGUUGCAACAAAAGCGAGGAUGCCAGGGCUACCGCUGCCAUGGACAUCGCGACAAGAAAAUACUGCGCGAAAUGGCCUUGCUUCUCCCCGCCGCCCUUUCCCACAACCGUCAUGCCAACGAUAGCAGCGAUAUCCGGCGGAAUCUGCGCACGCGCUACCGCGACUCCUACAAGCACAACCGAGAUCAUGAAUAUUGCGUGGAGUUCGAGGUGCUCAAGGCCUCCAAGGCCUGCCACAAGCUGCCGCCCUACAAUCUAAUGAUGGAGGGCGAUCGCAUCACCGUACGCUGUGACCUCGAGGCUUUGAUUCAGGACACUGCCACCGUUAGCUCCACCACUGCCAGGAUACCGCAGAGUCCCAUAACCACCAGCAGCACCAGCUCGGGCCAGGAGGAGGACCAGCAGGAGCGGGACAAUAGCAGUGCCAGCGAUGAGGACAUGACCGGCCACAAUAACAACGACGAUGAGGCCGAGGAGGACGAAGAGGAGGAGGAUCUGCAAAAUACCCUGGACACGGGCAGCAAUGAGAGCUACGAGUAUCGAAACCACCAGCGUCAGCAGCAACAGCUUCCUGCCUCCCAGUUCCAGACGCACCACCGACCGUCAGCUGCUGGUGGAACCAAGCGGAGUGGCGGUGUCCCAGUGACGCCACCGCCAACGCUGUCGCCCAGCUAUCACUGCCGCGGCGAGGGCCUGGCCGGACGCACGACGCGCUGGAGCGCUCUGGCGGCGCCCUCCUGUCGCGGCAAGUGGCUCCGGCUGACCGUGGGACCGCCGAAGAAAUGCAACCACGCCCAGUUCAUCUUCGUCUAAGGCAACUGCGGCUGGAUACGAUCUAUUUUUUUGUCCUCAUGUCCCCGCAAACACACACAGAGCAGAGCAGGGCAGCGUCAUCAUAUCAUCGUAUAUCAUAUCCCAAGUCCAGUCCAUGCUCCCCUCCGCCCCCCGUCACCAGUCCGGCACAGACACACCCACACCCAGACACAAGUACUCCAUCGUAUGUAAGCGUUUAAUCAUUAAGCCAGUGGAUUAAGAGCCAGUAAAGCCUGAGAGUGUGAGAGGUAUGUGUAAUUUUUUUUUUUGUGUCUCGCCAGAGGAGCGAUCCGGAGGAACCAUCGAUGGAUGGAUACUCCUCCGGUCAGCUAUGCUCCUCUAAGUAGCUUAGGAAAACCCAGCCAGCGUGGUUCCAUGGAGCAUCUCUCAAGCCGGGGUCAUUCUUUGGAUCGGAUAAUACUAGAAACUAGAGACUAAGUCAUCAAGACCGCAUUACAUCGGGCUGCAUAGCGAAAUAACCUUUCUCUAUAUAUAUUUACAAUAUAUAUAUGGAUGUGUAUGAGUGUAUCUGUAUCUGUAUCUGUAUCCGUCUAAUCGUUAGUUCAGUCUUCGACCUACACACAGACACACACCCCCAAAAAAUACACAACACACAUGUGGUUGAGGGUACAAAGUAGUACGCCCAAUUCCAAGUCCAAGUCCAAGUCCCCCACUCCUCCUCCAAGUAAAUCCCCAAACCGACAACGGAUCACCCCCUGGAGUCGGAAUUAACGUUUGGAUCUUAGCAUUAAUCUGGAUUUUAGGUACACACACGAAUGUCGAAAUAAUAAUUAAAAUUAUAAUUAAACCAA